AUUGAUUUCCUUGCUCACGAUGCGCUAUCGUAUGCUGGGCCUGACGAUGAAAAUUUGUACGAACCGUCUCGACGUGAGGGUAUGUUUCUCGAAACACAGCGAACAGAAGGCGUCUCAACGAGCGAUGUCGUUUGUCGCAUUAUUCGUGAUUACGACAAAUAUGUACGUCGCAAUCUUCAGCGUGGCUACUCAGCUAAGGAACUGAAUGUUGGAUUUCUUGCA
Messenger RNA from Gongylonema pulchrum, 222 nucleotides. Lineage: Eukaryota; Metazoa; Nematoda; Chromadorea; Rhabditida; Gongylonematidae. The record is from the annotation of a GenBank genome assembly.